This is a messenger RNA of Gloeophyllum trabeum ATCC 11539, 6988 nucleotides long. Its product is annotated as cytosolic acc1, acetyl-CoA carboxylase. Gene Ontology annotation, molecular function: acetyl-CoA carboxylase activity; ATP binding; metal ion binding. Gene Ontology annotation, biological process: fatty acid biosynthetic process. NCBI's taxonomy places the organism in Eukaryota, Fungi, Basidiomycota, Agaricomycetes, Gloeophyllales, Gloeophyllaceae. The transcript has 11 exons. The record is from RefSeq and is a predicted model, not a curated record. The coding region runs from base 31 to 6738 and encodes 2235 amino acids.
CUUUCUCUCUCCUCAAGGACCUUUGUAGCCAUGUCGGCCUACGACCACUCCAAAGUCGCCCAUUUCAUAGGCGGAAAUUCCUUGGAGAAUGCACCUCGAGGCCAGGUGUACGACUUUGUCAAAGGCCACGGUGGCCAUACUGUUAUCACAAAGGUCCUAAUUGCCAAUAACGGUAUCGCUGCCGUGAAAGAGAUUCGUUCCAUCCGCCAAUGGAGCUACGAAAUGUUCGGCACCGAGCGUGCCAUCGAGUUCACGGUCAUGGCCACGCCAGAGGACCUGAAGGUGAAUGCUGAAUAUAUCCGUAUGGCGGAUCGUUAUGUCGAAGUGCCCGGUGGUACCAACAACAACAACUACGCUAACGUCGACUUGAUUGUCGACGUCGCCGAGCGUUCGGGUGUCCACGCCGUAUGGGCCGGCUGGGGUCAUGCAUCUGAGAACCCAAGACUUCCUGAGAGCCUUGCCGCAAGCAAGCACAAGAUUGUCUUCAUCGGUCCCCCUGGAAGCGCCAUGAGGAGUUUGGGUGACAAGAUCUCCAGUACCAUUGUUGCGCAGAGUGCAGAAGUCCCGACUAUGGCUUGGUCCGGGACAGGCAUCUCCGAGACUGCGUUGAACGAGCAGGGACACGUGAUCGUCCCAGAUGAUGUCUACAAGGCUGCUUGUGUUACGACAGUCGAGGAAGGAUUGGCCAAGGCCGAAGAGAUCGGGUGGCCGGUUAUGAUCAAGGCGAGCGAAGGUGGUGGCGGUAAGGGUAUCAGGAAGGUCGAGAAGGCCGACCAGUUCAAGAACGCGUUCCACGCUGUAAUGGGAGAGAUUCCAGGCUCUCCCAUCUUCAUCAUGAAGCUCGCGGGCUCCGCGCGGCAUCUGGAAGUCCAGCUUCUUGCGGACCAGUACGGUAACGCCAUCUCGCUUUUUGGACGUGAUUGCUCCGUCCAGCGCCGGCACCAGAAGAUCAUUGAAGAAGCUCCUGUUACUAUUGCGAAGCCCGAGACAUUCGAGCAGAUGGAACGCGCAGCUGUUCGUCUUGCGAAACUUGUUGGUUACGUCAGUGCAGGCACUGUUGAAUAUUUGUAUAGUCCCAGCGACGAUGAUUUCUUCUUCUUAGAACUCAACCCUCGUCUCCAAGUCGAGCACCCGACGACCGAGAUGGUCUCAGGAGUCAAUCUUCCCGCUGCCCAGCUGUGCGUGGCAAUGGGUAUCCCGCUGCACCGUAUCCGUCAUAUUCGCCAGCUUUACGGUGUCGAGCCGCACGCCACCUCUGAGAUCGACUUCGACAUGGUGAACCCCGAUGCCAUGCAAGUGCAGCGCCGCCCACGUCCCAAGGGACACGUCGUCGCCGUCCGUAUCACGGCCGAGAACCCUGACGCCGGGUUCAAGCCUUCUUCGGGAUCCCUCCAGGAACUCAACUUCCGCUCCAGCACGAACGUGUGGGGUUACUUCUCGGUCAACUCGGCUGGUGGUCUGCACGAGUUCGCGGACUCGCAGUUCGGCCACAUUUUCGCGUACGGUCAGGAUCGGUCGGAGAGUCGGAAGAACAUGGUCGUCGCGCUCAAGGAGUUGAGCAUUCGCGGAGAUUUCAGGACGACAGUGGAGUACCUGAUCAAGCUGCUCGAGACGCAAGCGUUCGAGGAGAACACGUUCACGACGGGCUGGCUGGAUUCGCUCAUCUCUAGCAGGUUGACUGCCGAGCGUCCUGACGCGACGCUUGCUGUCAUCUGCGGUGCUGUAACUAAGGCACACAUCGCCUCCGAGGCUUGCUGGUCCGAGUAUAAGCGCAUCCUUGACAAGGGUCAGGUACCUGCCCGCGAUACCUUGAAGACUGUGUUCGUCAUCGACUUCAUCUACGACAACGUUCGGUACUCUUUCACGGCGACACGAUCUUCGCUCACCACGUGGACCUUGUUCUUGAACGGUGGUCGCACACUUAUUGGAGCUCGUCCCCUAGCUGAUGGAGGUCUGCUCGUCUUGUUGGACGGCAAGAGUCACUCUGUUUACUGGCGUGAGGAAGUCGGUGCUCUCAGAGUCAUGAUCGACUCGAAGACGUGUCUCAUCGAGCAGGAGAACGACCCGACGCAGCUCCGCAGCCCUAGUCCCGGCAAGCUUGUCAGGUUCCUUGUCGACAGCGGUGAUCAUAUCAACGCUGGGGAGCCCUAUGCUGAGAUUGAGGUCAUGAAGAUGUACAUGCCCUUGGUCGCUGCCGAGGACGGUGUGGUACAGCUUGUCAAGCAGCCUGGUGUCAGCCUAGAACCUGGCGACAUCCUCGGUAUCCUCACCUUGGAUGACCCGAGCCGUGUCAAGCACGCAAAGCCUUUCGAGGGUCUUUUGCCUGACAUGGGUAUGCCCAGCGUCAUCGGUAGCAAGCCGCACCAGCGCGUGGCGAAGUGCCUGGGCGUCUUGAACGAUAUCCUGGACGGCUUCGACAACCAGGCUAUGAUGGCGCCUACCCUGAAGGAGUUGACUGAAGUGUUGCACGACCCCUCUUUGCCCUACCACGAGAUGUUCUCAAUCUUGUCGGUCCUUUCUGGCCGUAUCCCCUCGAAGUUGGAGGACACUAUUCGGCAUGCACUCGAGGCUGCCAAGGCUAAGGGCGAGGCCACGGAAUUCCCAGCGGCUCGUCUGAGGAAGCUGAUCGAUCAUUACAUGCAAGAGAACAUCCGACCCCAGGACCGGGCUACGUUCAGAAGUCAGAUUGGUCCCAUCUCGGACGUCGUUGACAGAUACGUUGGUGGCUUGAAGAUGCACGAGACGAAUGUCAUCGCCAGCCUGCUUGGUCGCUAUGUAGAGACCGAGAAGCUCUUUGGUGGCAGUUUCGAGGCCCGUGUGCUCAUGCUCCGUGAGCAGCACAAGGACGACCUUGACAAGGUCGUGCGCUUGGUUCUCAGCCACAUCAAGGUGCAGAGCAAGGCGAAGUUGGUGCUCGCCAUCCUUGACUACGUCAAGUCCAGUGGAUUGCCGGUGUCCGACCCCGAGGGUAACCUCCACAAGGUGCUCAAGGAAUUGACGACUCUCGAGGCCCGGUCGUCGAGUGCGGUGUCCCUCAAGGCUAGGGAAGUCCUGAUCUACUGCCAGAUGCCCUCGUACGAGGAGCGUCGGGUUCAGAUGGAGGCCAUUCUUAAGGCAGCGGUCACCAACCAGUUCUACGGCCAACAGAAGGCCGAUCACAGGCAACCUUCGGCUGAGAUUCUGAGAGAACUGACUGAUUCUCAGUACACCGUUUACGAUGUCUUGCCGAGCUUCUUCGAGCAUGAGCAGCCUUGGGUCGAGCUUGCUGCCCUCGAGGUGUAUGUUCGUCGCGCGUACCGUGCUUACUCCCUGCUCUCCGUGGACUAUGAGGAAAGCGACCCUCUUGAAGAUGACGAGUUGCCUUCGGCUGUAACGUGGACGUUCAACCUGGGCAAAUCUCACUCGCCUCCUUCCACGCCUCGUAUCACUGAUGGCGCCCCUCGUCGCCAAGAGUCCGUUAGCGAUCUCACGUACAUGCUCAACAAGAACCAGUCUCAGCCUACGCGAACGGGUGCGAUGGCGUCCUUUGCUAACCUGCAAGCUCUUUCGAAGGGGUUCGAGAAGGUUGCCGCUUUCUUGCCUCCUUUCGACCCUGCGGAGUAUGCCCAACGUUACGGAAACAGCCAGCCGCCAAACGUCCUUAACCUGGCUCUACGGAUCUUUAAUCGGGAAGAUGACAUGUCCGACGAUGCAUUCGCGGAGAAGAUCCAUGAAUUGACGAACCAGAAGAAGGACGUGCUGACCCGCCGUGGUGUCCGCCGUGUCACCGUACUGGUGUGCCGCCAAGGGCAAUACCCCGUCUACUUUACUCUCCGAGACAUGGGUGGUGACUGGAAGGAAGAACAGGCCAUCCGUAAUAUCGAACCUGCUCUCGCCUUCCAGCUGGAGCUCAGCCGCAUGUCCAACUACAAUCUCACGCCGUGCUUCGUCGAGAGCAAGCAGCUUCACAUCUACCAUGCCGUGGCGAGGGAGAACCAGCUCGAUACCCGAUUCUUCGUCCGCGCACUUGUUCGUCCGGGUCGUCAUCGGGGUAACAUCACUACUGCGGAGUACCUCAUCUCCGAGACGGAUCGCCUUGUUACCGAUAUCUUGGACGCCUUGCAAAUCGUCAGUCCACAGUACCGCAAUCCAGAUGGUAACCAUAUCUUCAUGAACUUCGUCUACAACCUUCAAGUCACGUACGACGAUGUUCUGGAAGCCAUCGCUGGAUUCUUGGAACGUCACGGGAAGCGAUUGUGGCGUCUGCGAGUCACCAGUUCCGAGAUCCGUAUCACUCUCGAAGACAAGGACGGCCAUGUCACUCCCAUCCGCUGCGUCAUCGAGAACGCUUCCGGAUUCGUCGUCAAGUUCCAUGGGUACCAGGAGAUCACUACUGAUAAGGGGACGACCAUCCUCAAGUCCAUCGGCGACAAGGGACCAUUGCACUUGCAGCCAGUGCAUCAGCCCUACCCCAUGAAGGAGUCGCUCCAGCCUAAGCGUCACCAGGCUCACCUCGUUGGUACGACGUAUGUGUAUGAUUUCCCCGAGCUCUUUGGCAAGGCACUCCAUGACGUCUGGACCAAGGCUCGCAAGACGAACCCCGGACUCGUCAUUCCCAAGCAACUUCUGGAGUCCAGGGAGCUGGUCCUUGACGAGCACGACCAGUUGGUGGAAGUCGAUCGCGCCCCCGGAAACAAUACGUUCGGUAUGGUCGGUUGGGUAUACACGCUCCGUACGCCAGAAUAUCCUCAUGGCCGCAGAGCCGUUGUCAUUGCCAACGAUAUCACGUACAAGAUCGGAUCCUUCGGCCCUCAAGAAGAUCAAUUCUUCUACCUUGCCACCCAAUAUGCUCGAGAGCAAGGCCUCCCUAGGAUUUAUCUCUCGGCCAACUCUGGUGCGCGGAUUGGCCUUGCAGAGGAAGCAAUAGGCCUGUUCUCUGCUGCGUGGAACGACAAGGACCAUCCCGAGAAGGGCGUGGAGUACCUGUACUUGACGCAUGAGAACUACCUUGCCCUACAGGACAAAGCGCCUGGGGCAGUCCGCACUGAAGAGAUUGAAGUGGAUGGCGAGAAGCGACACAAGAUCACCGACAUCAUUGGUACUCAGGAUGGCUUAGGUGUAGAGUGUCUGAAGGGGUCUGGUCUCAUUGCUGGCGAGACGUCGCGCGCCUACGACGAUAUCUUCACGAUUACGUUGGUGACUGCUCGGUCAGUCGGUAUCGGUGCCUACCUUGUCCGCCUCGGAGAACGAGCAGUCCAGGUUGAGGGUCAACCGAUCAUUCUCACAGGUGCGCCGGCGCUCAACAAGGUCCUGGGUCGCGAAGUGUACACCUCCAACCUUCAACUCGGCGGUACCCAAAUCAUGUUCAAGAAUGGCGUCUCUCAUCUAACUGCGAACAGUGACCUGGAGGGUGUCACACACAUCCUACAGUGGUUGACGUACGUGCCUGAAGCCAAGGGCGUGCCUCUGCCUAUCCUGCCGUCUGCGGAUACCUGGGACCGUGAGAUUGGUUACACGAUUCCCAAGGGUCCUUACGAUCCCAGAUGGUUCAUUCAGGGCAAGGUAGAUGAAAGCACGGAGGAGUGGUUGAGCGGUUUCUUCGAUCGUGAUUCCUUCCAGGAGACGUUGAGUGGAUGGGCGCAGACUGUCGUUGUCGGCCGGGCACGUCUUGGCGGCAUUCCUACGGGUGUCAUUGCCGUCGAAACCCGCACCAUCGAGCGUGUCGUUCCGGCAGAUCCUGCCAACCCCGCGUCCUUCGAGCAGCGCAUUAUGGAAGCUGGCCAGGUCUGGUAUCCUAACUCUGCGUACAAGACUGCCCAGGCUAUCUUCGACUUCAACCGGGAAGGCCUUCCUCUCAUCAUCUUCGCCAACUGGCGUGGCUUCUCUGGGGGGCAGCAGGAUAUGUACGAUGAAAUCCUCAAGCAAGGAUCAAAGAUCGUCGACGGCUUGUCCAGCUACAAGCAGCCCGUCUUCGUGUACAUCGUGCCUAACGGCGAGCUGCGUGGCGGUGCCUGGGUAGUGCUCGAUCCGUCGAUCAAUGCCGAGGGCCAGAUGGAGAUGUAUGCGGACGUCGACGCGCGUGCGGGCGUACUGGAGCCUGAGGGUAUCAUCGAGAUCAAGUUCCGUAGGGAGCGGAUGCUGAACCUGAUGGAGCGGCUGGACUCGGAGUAUGCGGCGCUGAAGCAGGCAAGCAAGGAUGCCUCCAAGACACCGGACGAGCGGAUGGAAGCGACCCAAAAGUUGGCCGAGAGGGAGACGCUCUUGCAACAGACAUACAAGCAGAUUGCUCUGCUGUAUGCUGAUCUCCAUGAUCGAGUGGGUCGUAUGGAGGCGAAGGGUUGCGCGAAGCCUUGCACAUGGAAGGGCGCUCGGCGACACUUCUAUUGGGCUCUGCGUGCUCGUCUCGCUCGCCAAGCGGCGUUGAAGAAAUUAGCGGAAGCCAGUCCAGACUCGUCGCUGGAGUACCGGUCGCAGCUCCUGGCUAGCCUCGCGACCAUCGAGGAGCCCAACGACAACCGGGCUAUCGCUGAGAAGCUCGAGAAGCUCGACCUGGACCAGACGAUUGUGCAGCUCAAGGGUGACCACUUAAAGAAGCAGAUGCUGGCGAUGGUUCGGGAGGACCGGAAGGCGACGCUCACGGGCCUCGUGCGCCUCGUGGAUAACCUGAACGACGACGAGAAGGCGAGCCUGCUCGCUGCUAUCCAUGCCUCGAAUCGUUCACCAGGCCCUCCAUCGUACACGACGUCGACGUCGAGCUGAAUGCAUGGUGGGCAGGGAGAGCAGAUUCAAGGGGAACCGAGGGUGUGUCGUGAAGUAUCUUAUGUACCAGUAUAUUUGCUUUUGUAAUCUUGCAUCGCGGUUUUGCUGUCAUGGCUCUGAUUUACUAAUGUCUCCACUGCUGAAUAGAACAUAGAUACCAUAGGAUAGAUUAUCAAUGCAUUUCUUUCAUUCUGAGACGCGUUUGUGGCUGAUAGUGUGGCAGAUCAGGCGUGGAUCUGGUCUAAAUAUA